UUCCCAAUUAAGGUUUUACAAAUAAUAAUAUAACAAUAAUAGGGGGUUGUCUCCACAGCCAAGAAGAACUAGCGUCCAUGGGUAUUGCUAUUACCUGUUUUGCUUUCAUUCUUUUGGUCCAACAUUGCAUCAUCAUCAAUGCGAAAUCGGUGCCCAAGUUCCCUGCCAUUCUCAUCUUUGGAGAUUCAACAGUUGAUACUGGAAAUAACAAUUACAUAUCUACAAUAUUUCAAGGUAAUCAUCGUCCUUAUGGGGAAAACUUUCCUGGGCGGAUUCCCACAGGAAGAUUUUCGGAUGGGAAACUGGUACCGGAUUUUUUGGCAUCUAUGUUAGGGAUCAAAGAAUACAUUCCUCCUUUCCUACAACCAGAUCUAUCAAACAAUGAUCUUCUAACUGGUGUCAGCUUUGCAUCUGCUGGCUCCGGAUAUGAUGACCUAACAACAACAGCAUCUAAAGUAAUCCCUAUGUCUGAUCAAAUAAAAUAUUUUGAGCAAUACAUACAGAACCUCCAACUUAUUAUUGGAGAAGAGAAAGCUCAGAAACUCGUUAGUCGUGCAUUGAUUGUUAUAAGUGCAGGGACUAACGACUUCAUAUUCAAUUUCUAUGAUAUCCCAACAAGAAGACAUCAAUAUAAUAUAACAGGAUAUCAAGAUUUUUUACAGAGUCUACUCCAAAACUUUGUUGAGGAUCUAUAUAAUCUUGGUUGUCGGAACAUGCUUGUUGCUGGGCUUCCUCCUGUUGGUUGUCUUCCAAUACAAAUAACUGCAAAGUCCCCAUUUAUGAGAAAGUGCAUUAAAGAGGAGAAUUUUGAUGCCCAAUCCUAUAAUGUCAAACUUGCAACAUUGCUAAAACAAAUACAGGACGCCCUUUUAGGAAGCAACAUCGUGUAUUCAGAUUCAUAUCAUCCCUUUAUGCAUAUGAUCAACCAUCCAAAAAAAUACGGAUUUCUGAAAACAAGACGUGGUUGUUGUGGCACUGGCACAUAUGAAGCAGGUCCAUUCUGUAACAAACAUCAUCCUGUCUGCAAAAAUGCUUCUCAAUACUUGUUUUGGGACAGUAUACAUCCUGGUGAAUCGGCCUACCAACAUCUUUCCCAUAUAGCAAUGAAGAAACUUCGGCAUCACAAAUUAUGGCAUUAAUAGACAUAUAUAAACUUAAAAUUUUAGCAUGACCUGGUGCUGAGAUCUGCUACUAGGAUAUUAUUAUUACUAAUAUCCAUAUGAAUGAAAUAACUUAAAGUGAAUGUUUAAGUAAGAAAAAUAAUAGCUUGUCUCUCCUAUGAUAUGA
Solanum pennellii is the source of this 1287-nucleotide messenger RNA. Its product is annotated as GDSL esterase/lipase At2g30310-like. NCBI's taxonomy places the organism in Eukaryota, Viridiplantae, Streptophyta, Magnoliopsida, Solanales, Solanaceae. The record is from RefSeq and is a predicted model, not a curated record. The transcript is spliced from 3 exons. Bases 78 to 1139 code for a protein of 353 amino acids. Gene Ontology annotation, molecular function: hydrolase activity, acting on ester bonds.